AUGGGGAUCAAGAAGGGCUGUCCGUAUGCAUUUUUCAUCCUCAUUUUGCUCUCUCUUGCUAAUGCGAGGCGUGUUCCCACCGGUCCUAACCCAACAGAGUCUCCUGAACCGCCUUAUGUUGAUGAUGCAUACCAAGUACUGAGGCGUGUCCCAACAGGACCCAGCCCCACACAAUCUCCGGAAUCACCCCCUUCUAUGAAUGUAGACCAAAUUAAGAGGCUGGUUCCCACCGGACCAGACCCGAUAGAGUCUCCAGACACGCCUCCAUCCAAGGAGGCCUCUUAUCAUGUAAAGAGACGUGUGCCUACAGGACCGAGUCCCACACAAUCUCCGGAAUCACCUCCUUCUUUGGAUGCAUAUCAAAGCAAGAGGCUGGUUCCCACCGGACCAGACCCGAUAGAGUCUCCAGACACGCCUCCAUCCAAGGAGGCCUCUUAUCAUGUAAAGAGACGUGUGCCAACAGGACCCAACCCCACACAAUCUCCGGAAUCACCUCCUUCUUUGGAUGCAUAUCAAAGCAAGAGGCUGGUUCCCACCGGACCAGACCCGAUAGAGUCUCCAGACACGCCUCCAUCCAAGGAAGCCUCUUAUCAUGUAAAGAGACGUGUGCCAACAGGACCCAACCCCACACAAUCUCCGGAAUCACCUCCUUCUUUGGAUGCAUAUCAAAGCAAGAGGCUGGUUCCCACCGGACCAGACCCGAUAGAGUCUCCAGACACGCCUCCAUCCAAGGAAGCCUCUUAUCAUGUAAAGAGACGUGUGCCAACAGGACCCAACCCCACACAAUCUCCGGAAUCACCUCCUUCUUUGGAUGCAUAUCAAAGCAAGAGGCUGGUUCCCACCGGACCAGACCCGAUAGAGUCUCCAGACACGCCUCCAUCCAAGGAGGCCUCUUAUCAUGUAAAGAGACGUGUGCCAACAGGACCCAACCCCACACAAUCUCCGGAAUCACCUCCUUCUUUGGAUGCAUAUCAAAGCAAGAGGCUGGUUCCCACCGGACCAGACCCGAUAGAGUCUCCAGACACGCCUCCAUCCAAGGAAGCCUCUUAUCAUGUAAAGAGACGUGUGCCAACAGGACCCAACCCCACACAAUCUCCGGAAUCACCUCCUUCUUUGGAUGCAUAUCAAAGCAAGAGGCUGGUUCCCACCGGACCAGACCCGAUAGAGUCUCCAGACACGCCUCCAUCCAAGGAAGCCUCUUAUCAUGUAAAGAGACGUGUGCCAACAGGACCCAACCCCACACAAUCUCCGGAAUCACCUCCUUCUUUGGAUGCAUAUCAAAGCAAGAGGCUGGUUCCCACCGGACCAGACCCGAUAGAGUCACCAGACACUCCUCCAUCCAAGUAG
Messenger RNA from Punica granatum (pomegranate), 1347 nucleotides. The record is from RefSeq and is a predicted model, not a curated record. Lineage: Eukaryota; Viridiplantae; Streptophyta; Magnoliopsida; Myrtales; Lythraceae.